Schistocerca piceifrons (Central American locust) is the source of this 3537-nucleotide messenger RNA. Its product is annotated as zinc finger protein 107-like. The record is from RefSeq and is a predicted model, not a curated record. The transcript is spliced from 10 exons. Bases 1 to 3537 code for a protein of 1178 amino acids. NCBI's taxonomy places the organism in Eukaryota, Metazoa, Arthropoda, Insecta, Orthoptera, Acrididae.
AUGAAUAAAACUAUUAACAUCGAGCUGUUAUUUCCCAAAAAAACAAAUUCUUCACGAAGUCAUCCUCUGCACGUAGAGUUUCGGUGUGAAGAAUGCUAUGUGCAAAGCACUAGAGAUUUUCUUGUAGAAAAUGUAGCCGGUCCCACACAUCACUUGUCAACCUGUGAACGAAAAAAAAUGCCAUCAUUAGCGCACUCUAAAGUCACAAGAAUGUGUAAUUACAUCUGUAUUCUAAAGCAUAAUGAAAAAAAAUUAAUUAUCGGGCUGCUACUUCCCAAAAAACUAAUUAAUCACGCAGUAUUCCCCUGUACAAUAUGUCACCGCUCCCACACAUCUCUUGUCAACCUGCUAACGAAAGAAAAUGUAAACCCUAGCGCACUCCAAAGUCACCAGAAUGUCUCUCCAAAGUCACCAGAAUGUGUAAUUUUAUCUGUGUUAUUAAACCAUAGUGAAAAAAAAUUAAAACAUCGAGCUGUUAUUUACAAAAAAAACUUAUUAUUCACGCAGUCAUACACUAUACUUCGGUGUGAAGAAUGCUAUGUGCACAGCACUAGCGAUUUUCUUCAGGAAUAUGUCGCCGCUCCCAACACAUCUCUUGUCAACCUGCGAAUGAAGGAAAAUGCAAUCAUUAGCGCAAUCCAAAGACAACAGAAUGAUCAUCCCCUGUACGUGGAUACAUUCGGUGUGAAGAAUGCUAUGUGCAAAGCACUAGCGAUUUUCUUACAUCGAGCUGCUACUUCACAAAAAACUAAUUAUGCACGCAGUCAUACCCUCUUGAUGAAAAAUAUUUAUACAUCGAGCUGUUACUUCCCGAACACUAAUUAUACACGCAGUCAUCCCCUGUACAUAGAUACACUUGUGAAAAACAUUAAGACAUCGUGCUGUUACUUACCAAAAAACUUAUUAUUCAUGCAGUCGUCCACUGUACGUAUAUACAUUCGGUGUGAAGAAUGCUAUCUGCACAGCACUAGCGAUUUUCUUCAUUAUGAAAAUAAUUUAAACAUCGAGCUGCUACUUCCCAAAAAACUAAUUAUACACGCGGUCAUACCCUGGAAUAAUAUGAAUCAGAUUUUGUACACUGGGUCGAACACUUCAAAUGGGACUCUGCUUGGUAAACAGGACUUCAAACACAAGAAUUUGGCUGCAACAUACACUAAACAAGCUCAUAUUUGGGAUACCAAUAAUGACUUGCUAUUAUCCACAGAGAACUACUUAGGUAACACUUCACUACCACUUGACAGCCAUUUCAUGGUCAGUAUAAAGUGUACAGAAAGUACUCUUGGUUGUAUCUCAAAUGUUCGUAGCAAUGAACAAACUCAGAUGGGGAAACGUCCAUACAAGUGCGCCACCUGUAACAAGGCAUUUUCUCUAUCCUUAAUUCUCCAUAACCAUGAGCGAGUUCACACAGGGGAACGUUCGCACAAGGGCGCCGCCUGUAACAAGACAUUCUCUGAUGCCUCAAAUCUCCGUAGGCAUGAGCGAAUUCACACAGGGGAACAUCCAUACGCGUGCACCACUUGUAACAAGGCAAUCUCUCAAUCCUCAAAUCUCCAUAGGCAUGAGCGAAUUCACACAGGGGAACAUCCAUACAAGUGCACCACCUGUAACAAGGCAUUCUCUCAAGUCUCGUAUCUCCAUAUCCAUGAGCGAAUUCACACAGGGGAACGUCCAUACAAGGGCGGCAUCUGUAACAAGGCAUGCUCUCUAGCUUCAAAUCUCCGUAGCCAUGAGCGUAUUCACACAGGGGAACGUCCACACAAGUGCGCCACCUGUAACAAGGCACUCUCUGUAGCUUCAUAUCUCCGUAGCCAUGAGCGAAUUCACGUAGGGGAACGUCCAUACAAGUGCACCACCUGUAACAAAGCAUUCUCUCAAACCUCAGUUCUCCUUAGGCAUGAGCGAAUUCACACAGGGGAACGUCCAUAUAAGUGCACCACCUGUAACAAGGCAUUCUCUCAAGCCUCAAUUCUCCAUAGGCAUGAGCAAAUUCACACAGGGGAACAUCCAUACAAGUGCACCACCUGUAGCAAGGCAUUCUCUCAAGCCUCAUAUCUCCAUAGCCAUGAGCGAAUUCACACAGGGGAGUGGCCAUACAAGUACAUCACCUGUAACAAGGCAUUCUGUCAAGCCUCAGUUCUCCAUAGCCAUGAGCGAGUUCACACAGGGGAACUGCCAUUCAAGUGCGUCAGCUGUAACAAGGCAUUCUCUCAAGCCUCAGUUCUCCAUAGCCAUGAGCGAAUUCACACAGGGGAACGUCCAUACAAGUGCACCACCUGUAAGAAGGCAUUCUCCAGUGCAGCAUAUCGGAAUCGAAAUCUGUCAUACUGCUGGAGACGAUGCAUGCCUUCCAAAGGUACCACUGCAAUCGAACUUAUAGAAGAAGACCUAGGCAAGAACAAUAACAGUACUAGUAGCACUGACUUGAGGCAUGAUACAACAAAGAACUCUGCUUCUAAAAUAGGGAAUAAUAUGAAUCAGGUUUUGUACACUGGGUCGAUCACUUCCAGUGAGACUCUGCUUGGUAAACAGAACUUCAAACACAAGAAUUUGGCUGCAACAUGCACUAAACAUGAUAAUAUUUGGGAUAGCAAGAAUGACUUGCUAUUAUCCACAGAGAACGACUUAGAUAACACUUCACUACCACUUGACAGUCAUUUCAUGGUCAGUAUAAAGUGUACAGAAAAUACUAAUGGUUGUAUCUCAAAUGUUCAUAGCAAUGAACAAACUCAGAUGGGGGAACGUCCAUACAAGUGCGCCACCUGUAACAAGGCAUUUUCUCUAGCCUCAAUUCUCAAUAACCAUGAGCGAGUUCACACAAGGGAACGUUCGCACAAGUGCACCACCUGUAACAAGGCAUUCUCUUAUGCCUCAAAUCUCCGUAGGCAUGAGCCAAUUCACACAGGGGAACAUCCAUACACAUGCACCACUUGUAACAAGGCAUUCUCUCAAUCCUCAAAUCUCCAUAGGCAUGAGCGAAUUCACACAGGGGAACAUCUAUACAAGUGCACCACCUGUAACAAGGCAUUCUCUCAAGUCUCAUAUCUCCAUAUCCAUGAGCGAAUUCACACAGGGGAAUGUCCAUACAAGUGCACCAGCUGUAACAAGGCAUUCUCUAAAGCCUCAUAUCUCCAUAUCCAUAAGCGAAUUCACACAGGGGAACGUCCAUACAAGUGCGCCACCUGUAACAAGGCAUUCUCUCAAGCCUCAAUUCUUCACAGCCAUGAGCGAAUUCACACAGGGGAACGUCCAUACAAGUGCGGCAUCUGUAACAAGGCAUGCUCUCUAGCUUCAAAUCUCCGUAGCCAUGAGCGUAUUCACACAGGGGAACGUCCAUACAAGUGUAACACCUGUAACAAGGCAUUCUCUCCAGCUUCUUAUCUCCGUAGCCAUGAGCGAAUUCACACAGGGGAACGUCCAUACAAGUGCACCAUCUGUAACAAGGCAUUCUCUCGAGCCGCAAAUCUCCAUAGGCAUGAGCAAAAUCACACAGGGGAAUGUUCAUCCAAAUCCACCACCUGUAAGAAGCCUUUUUUGUAA